AUGAAGACGGCACCCCCUCUGCGCCAUGGCGACGGCGACAGUGACAAUGAGGACAGUGAGGGCACCAUCAUCAGAACGGGUGCUGAUGCCGCCAACCACCUGCUGCCGAUGCGUGAUGAUUGCGAGCCCGCCCUAACCUUUCGAAGUCUCCUUCUGGCCACUUGUCUCGCGGCUUUCCAAGCCGUCAUGCGCCAGAUCUACUCUUUCAAACCCACUCAGAUCACCAUCUCGGGUACAUUCAUUACCCUCAUAGCCUACUUUCUGGGCAAAGCCUGGGCCAACGUUCUUCCCCGGGGUGAUCAUUUCGAGGCUCGGUGGAGGGAGAAGGGUGGCCAGGGCAAACCACCCCGAUGGAUCGCGCUCAUCUCCUUUUUCAACCAUGGGCCUUGGAACCUGAAGGAGCACGCAAUAUGUGCCAUUACUGCCACUUCGGCCUCCAACGCUGUCGAGAGUAUUCAGGUCUUCGCCGCGCAAGAUAUCUUCUACGACCUGCCUUUGAAGCCGGCCACCGUUAUUUUAAGUGUGAUCUCGAUUGGGCUGUUUGGCUACGGCAUCUGCGGUAUCAUGCGUCCCAUUACCGUCUGGCAUGUCGAGGCUGUUUACUGGAGUAGUCUCCCCACGAUCAAAACUCUCCAAGGACUCCAUUGGCAGGACCUGAAGAACUCCAAGCCGCUCCGAUUCUUCUGGUACAGUUUCACCGGCAUGUUCGCCUACGAGUUCCUCCCUGCCUACAUUUGGCCAUGGCUGAAUUCCAUCUCGAUCCCCUGCCUGGCCGCAAUGCACGCUACUGGGGCCAAGGCAGCCGUACUCACCAAUCUCUUCGGCGGUUCCAUCAAUAACGAGGGACUGGGGCUCUUCAGUCUGUCUUUGGACUGGCAAUAUAUUACUUCCUUCAACACCUCUUUGCCUCUCAAGCUGCAAGCCCAUGCAGCCGCGGGCUACCUUGUCUGCUUUGCCGCCAUGCUCGGCAUCUAUUAUACCAAUGCGUGGGAUGCAAUGUCCCAGCCAUUCAUGUCGACGCGGCUUCGAUCCGAGGACGGCUCAACGUACCCAAGUGCCCAGGUUUUUUCCGGGGCUGUGCUCAACGAAACCGCCUUGGCCGAGUAUGGUAUCCCCAGACUGACCGGGAGUUUCGCGUAUUCAAUGUUCAUGGCGAAUGCUGCCAUCGGUGCCCUCGUUGCCCACUGCUUCCUCUUCUGGGGCGGUGACAUCGUCAGGGCGUACAAGAGCGCCAAAAGCGGAUCAUGCGAUGAUCGACACCAUGCCUACAUGGCAAAGCACUACAAGGAAACACCAUGGUGGUGGUACGUCGCCGUGCUGGUGUUCAGUUUCGUGCUUGGGCUCGUCGUCGUCAUCACGCAGAAAAUUACCCUUCCGGUUUGGGCCUACAUUGUGUCGCUCCUAUUAGGAAUAUUCAUCGCACCCUUGAGCACCAUUCUUUAUUCCCGUUUCGGCAAUGGUAUUGCCACGAACAAUCUGUCGAAAAUGCUGGCGGGUCUCAUGCUCCCUGGACGCCCCGUUGGUAACAUGUAUUUUGCUGCGUGGUCGCACAGCGUCAUCGCCAAUGCCGUCAACCUGUCCAACGAUCUGAAGAUGGGCGAAUAUCUCAAGAUUCCUCCUCGUGCCAUGUUCCUUACUCAAAUCUAUGGGACCGUACUGGGCGGUUUCAUCAACUAUGCCGUCAUGAUCUCCAUUGUCAGUGGUAAUCGCGAAUUACUUGCUAACACCGACGGCUACAAUGGCUGGAGUGGUGCCACCAUUCAGUCGUAUAAUACCAACGCAACCUCUUGGGCCCUGGCCAAGUACCUCUAUGCCAGAGGUACCAGGUACGAGAUGGUUCCCGUAGGACUAGCCAUUGGUAUCGGCGUCGUUGUCAUCCACCGUAUCUUUGUCUACUUCGUCCCCAAGAUCCGCAGCUUCGCGACCACGGAGAUAAAUAUGCCUCAGUUCAUCCAAUACGCCGGCUACAUCCCCUACAAUGCGUCCCAGACCUGCGUCAUCUUCAGCCAGGUCAUCGCCGGGUUUAUCACCCAGCUCUACCUCCGCAACUACCGCCCGCGCAUCUUCAAGGACUACUCGUACUUGGUUACUAGCGCUUUUGACGGCGCCAGUCUCUCGGUGCUGUUUAUCUUGUCGUUUGCCGUCUUUGGCGCUGGGGGUCCGCCGCGCCCCUUUCCCUCUUGGUGGGGUAAUAAUGCGGAUGGGAAUUACGAUUUUUGCCCUUCAGCUGAGUGAAGUACGGGCUUGGGGGCAAGGCUCAGCUCAACUGAAUUACAACCCAUCAUGACCCGUAUUUCAAGCCUAUCGAAUUAAGGCGCUUAACUAUAAGGCUACGUCGCUUAAAUGCCGCGCUACCUACGAAGAAGCUAGUACUACCGUCAAUCUAGAGACAUUUAUCACUAGAUAUUUCCAAUCUGC
This is a messenger RNA of Pseudomassariella vexata, 2418 nucleotides long. Its product is annotated as OPT oligopeptide transporter protein-domain-containing protein. Lineage: Eukaryota; Fungi; Ascomycota; Sordariomycetes; Amphisphaeriales; Pseudomassariaceae. The transcript is spliced from 7 exons. Gene Ontology annotation, biological process: transmembrane transport. Gene Ontology annotation, molecular function: oligopeptide transmembrane transporter activity. The record is from RefSeq and is a predicted model, not a curated record. Bases 1 to 2235 code for a protein of 744 amino acids.